AUGGGACACAGCCAGAGCAGCAAAGCAUGCCGCGCUGCUCAGAAAGCGGUGCCCGACAAGCCCAGCACGGCCUCUGAGCCCUCGUUUGCGGAGGGCUGUGCUGCCAUUGAAUCUGGGUGCGGGCCUUUGAGCCGGGUGGUUCCAGACAAGUUCCAGCGACUGGCGAUGGCCGGACAUCUCGAGGUGGAUAUGGAAAUUGCACGCGGCCUGUCUUUGCGAGAGUCCUUGUUGCAGGGUGGCCGCCUGUGGCUGACUUGCCCGGUCAAUUUGGACAAGAAAUCUCGUGCGGAGCUUUGGAAUAGGUCGCGUCCUGUACAGCAAUUCGACUUGUUCCUUUCCCACACUUGGAUGACGCCAGGAAAGUGGAAGCUACUGUCACUGCUGUUGCACUCUGGCUCGCACAAAGUCCUUCUCAUCUGGUCCACCGCAGUGAUUGCAGCCACUUCGCUGACAAUUCUUGGCCGUCUUCCUUCUCCUUGGCUGGUUGAGGUUCAUGCAAUGGAAUUCAAAGCCAUAUGUCCCGUCGGUCCAUGGAUCGACCUGGCCAGUUUUGUAGCAACCGUAUUUGGGCUGCUGGUCUCACCCUACGUCCCGAAUGCACGUCGCCAACAUGACAUCUGCUUUCUCGAUGUGGCCAGCAUUCAUCAGACGGAUCAGCAGAUGAUGGAAAGAGGCAUAUACGGCAUUGGCGGCUUUCUUCGCAUCUCUCGCGAGCUGCGUGUGUUAUGGUCGAUGCCCUACUUCUCGAGACUCUGGUGCGUCUUCGAGCUCGCGGCCUUCCGCAUCGCCAACCCCGGCGGCAAGAUCACCCUGGCUCCGCUGUUUGUGGAGACCGUCGUCUGUGUGAUGAUCUUGUGGGAAUACUUCUUCGCUGUGAUCUACUGGAGCACUCGGGUGUCGCAGGUCGACGAGGUCUACAACUAUGUGGCGUACCUGGUUGCCAUGCUUCCAUGCUGCUUUGCAAUGCACAUGGUUCGGAGGAGCCACAUGGCCAAGCACAAACUUUUUGCGGACCUUGAACAUUUUGACCUCGCGCAAGUACAGUGCAGCAGCGAGUUCGACAAGGACUUCAUCCACACUGCCAUUGUCAAGUGGUAUGGCGGGGAAGAGGCCUUCACGGCAUUCGUUCGCGGCCCGCUGCGGGAGGAGCUUCUCAGUGCUUUGGCCUCCAGCCCUUUGGUCGCCUAUCCACUGCUCCUCCUCUCGCCAGCUGUGGCCAACAGUUUGACCUACUUUGCCAGCUUUUGGCAAGGCGGCGCACCUUCACAUUGCCUCGUCUCCUACGUGAUGGGCUCCUCCUUGGGCUUCGACGUCUUCUGGGUCUUCAACAGCCUCUCCUUGUUCCUCUUCCUUUGCGACCGUUUCGCUGAGCCGAUCCGGCCGGGGUUCCUUGAUCACGUACAGACGCUGCUGAUCUUCCUGGCCUUUGCAGCCUGCUUCUAUGGCGGAGCAGUCCUCUCCGUGUGGGCGUACACGUCCAGCCAGCGGGCCGCGGUUGCCUGGCUUUGCGUCUCGCUGCUUGGCGCCGCCCUGUCCUCUGGGGCAUUGGAGGAGGAGGAGUAUGCGCGCCAGAUGGAAGAGCUGGAGAAGGAGCUCGAGGAAGAGGAGAGCGAACGCCUGCGCCAAGAGAAGGAGGAGCUCCAGAAGGAGGAGGAAGAUUUGGAUAGGGAGCUCUUGGAGGAGAUGGGCUAUGACGAGGACGACAUCCAGGAGUUGAUCGAGACUUUCCGCAUGUUUGACAAGGAUGGCAAUGGCUUCAUUGACAAGACCGAGCUGGGUGCCGUCAUGGAGAGCAUGGGAGAGGAAUACACGGACGAAGAGUUGGAUGAGAUGCUUGAAGAAGCCGACACUGAUGCGGAUGGAAGAAUCAACUACGUGGAGUUCGCCGCCAUGAUGCUGUGA
Messenger RNA from Symbiodinium natans, 1902 nucleotides. The record is from the annotation of a GenBank genome assembly. NCBI's taxonomy places the organism in Eukaryota, Dinophyceae, Suessiales, Symbiodiniaceae.